GUUUUUUUUUACAAAUCUCUUUAAAUUCUUUAUACAUAAAUCUUUGAUAGAAGACAAAGAACUUUGAUAAAGAUGUUCAACCAACUAUCGAAAUAUCAAACUCCAAAAUUAUAUUUUACUCCUGCAAUGCAAAGAGCAAGAAAACCUUUUGCUGUAAAAAAUGCUAUAACUGGCUUAUUAUUAUUUGGAUUUUGUGGUGCAGUAUUUUCUUAUUCAAUUAUGGCCGUGAAACAGGAUGAUUUUGAUGAUGUACCUAUGCCAUCUCCACCUUCAACUACAAAUUCUGAAGAGAAAUUAACAAAUGAUAAGAAAUAAAAAAUGUAAUUAUUCUCGAUAUAUAUUUUAUUUAUAUAUUUAAUUAUCCAAGAAUAAUUAAUGAUUUUUCAAAAAAAAGCUAUUAAAAAUAAAUCCUAUUAUCAAUAUUAGUAAUAUUAAUUAAUAUUUUAACUGAGAUCUGAGUAUUUGAAGUUCUGGAUAUUGUGUUUCAAUGACAAUUAAUCAAUUUGUGACUACUCACAACUUUGUAUCACGCUCAGAAAUGUACUGGCGAGAUUAAAAAAAAGCGCUGUUCGAUGUAGUUAGAACUUUACCAAUUAGUAUUUUUGAUACAAGCUCGAGCAAAAAAUUGUACACAACCAUUUAAAUCGAGCUUAUUGAUAGAAAUAUAAGAGAGAAUGGAUGUAAUUUAGACGAGAUGAAAUAUAUCAUAACUAUUGAUUUGGGAGGGAAGUUAGUAAGAUUUAAGACGGGCGAUAAGAAAAGAU
Messenger RNA from Rhizophagus irregularis DAOM 181602=DAOM 197198, 764 nucleotides. RefSeq lists its product as uncharacterized. The record is from RefSeq and is a predicted model, not a curated record. Gene Ontology annotation, cellular component: mitochondrial inner membrane. Lineage: Eukaryota; Fungi; Glomeromycota; Glomeromycetes; Glomerales; Glomeraceae. Gene Ontology annotation, biological process: mitochondrial respiratory chain complex IV assembly.